Messenger RNA from Trichoderma citrinoviride, 1302 nucleotides. Its product is annotated as Ca2+ transporter. The transcript has 3 exons. The coding region runs from base 1 to 1302 and encodes 433 amino acids. The record is from RefSeq and is a predicted model, not a curated record. Gene Ontology annotation, molecular function: calcium:proton antiporter activity. Gene Ontology annotation, biological process: intracellular calcium ion homeostasis; calcium ion transmembrane transport. NCBI's taxonomy places the organism in Eukaryota, Fungi, Ascomycota, Sordariomycetes, Hypocreales, Hypocreaceae. Gene Ontology annotation, cellular component: fungal-type vacuole membrane.
AUGCAGCUAUUCAGGAUCAAGUCCAGCGGCGAGAGCGGCCGCGGUGGCAUUCACCCAUGGCACUUCUUGCGCAUCUGCUUCCGCUCCUCCUGCAAGGCCAGCGCCGCCAUCAAUGUGCUGUGGCCCAUUGUUCCCGUCGCAUUGGCUGUUCGAUAUACCCUCCCCGAUGAUCACAUCCUCAUCUUCAUUCUCUCCUACAUUGCCAUGGCACCGUGUGCCAACCUCAUCGGAUUCGCUGGUCAGGAGUUUGCGCGUAAAGUCCCCCAUGUCUUCGGCGUGCUCAUUGAGACGACCAUCGGCUCCAUUGUCGAAAUCAUCCUCUUCAUGGUUCUGCUGCAAAAAGACCAAUUCCUCGUUAUCAAAGCCGCCAUCCUCGGUUCGAUUUUAGCCACCAUGCUGCUCUGCUUGGGCUUCUGCUUCUUUGUCGGAGGCAUCUAUCACGAAGAGCAAACCUUUAGCGACACCAUCAGUGAAGCUGGUAGUGGUCUGCUCCUCACAGCGGGCGUUGCGCUGGCUAUUCCCACCGUGUUCUCGCACGGCCUGCCGGACGACAGCACGCUGACUGCCGAGCAGAUUGCUCACAAGACACUGAGCAUCUCGCGAAUCGUCUCCAUCCUCCUCAUCAUCGCCUACUGCGUCUAUGUCUUCUUCCAGGCCCGAACCCACCAUGGUAUCUACCACGCCAUCUUUGAGAUGGAUGAGGAGCGCGACCGCGACGGCCAUAAGGACGCCGCCAAGGACAAGCUCACCAUGACCGAGUGCAUCGUCGCAUUGACCAUUGCCGUGACUCUCGUCACCUUGAUUGCCAUCACCCUCGUCUUGCAGAUCGAACACGUCAUCGAAAAGUCCAAGGUGUCCGAUGCCUUCAUGGGUCUUAUUCUGGUUCCCCUGGUCGAAAAGUUCGCCGAGCACAUCACGGCCAUUGACGAAGCCUGGGACAACCAGAUGAACUUUGCCCUGUCUCACGUCCUGGGAGCCACCCUUCAGACUGCCCUCUUCAACGCCCCGCUGGUCGUCGUCGUUGCUUGGGGCCAAAGCAAGCUCCUGGAUCUGGAGUUUGGCAUCUUCGACUUGGUCAUGCUCCUCCUAGCCAUCUUGACCGUUGGGCGCUUCUUGCAGGAUCAAAAGAGUAACUAUCUUGAGGGCUUCCUCUUGGUGACUCUCUACGUGGCAGUCGCGGUUUCUGCCUUUUACUAUCCGGACCCGCCGCAUGCUCAGGGUGCCUCUGCUGAGGGUGGUGAGGGUAACCAUGGAGGCGCUGUGCCUGGCGAAGGCGGUAACGAGAAAUUCCGCUUCUUCUAG